Molecule: messenger RNA, 3712 nt
Organism: Aethalodelphis obliquidens (Pacific white-sided dolphin)
Lineage: Eukaryota; Metazoa; Chordata; Mammalia; Artiodactyla; Delphinidae
Product: voltage-dependent N-type calcium channel subunit alpha-1B-like
Exons: 10
Biological process (GO): chemical synaptic transmission; calcium ion import across plasma membrane
Cellular component (GO): voltage-gated calcium channel complex; neuronal cell body
Molecular function (GO): high voltage-gated calcium channel activity
Source: RefSeq, a predicted model, not a curated record
UGGGCGCAUCAGUUACAAUGAUAUGUUUGAGAUGCUGAAACACAUGUCCCCGCCCCUGGGGCUGGGGAAGAAAUGCCCUGCUCGAGUUGCAUACAAGCGCCUCGUUCGUAUGAACAUGCCCAUCUCCAACGAGGACAUGACCGUCCACUUCACGUCCACGCUGAUGGCCCUCAUCCGGACCGCACUGGAGAUCAAGCUGGCUCCAGCUGGCACAAAGCAGCAUCAGUGUGACGCAGAGCUGAGGAAGGAGAUUUCCUCUGUGUGGGCCAAUCUGCCCCAGAAGACCCUGGAUUUACUGGUGCCACCCCAUAAACCCGAUGAGAUGACAGUGGGGAAAGUGUACGCAGCUCUGAUGAUAUUCGACUUCUACAAACAGAACAAAACCACCAGAGACCAGAUUCACCAAGCUCCCGGAGGCCUGUCCCAGAUGGGCCCCGUGUCCCUGUUCCACCCUCUGAAGGCCACGCUGGAGCAGACGCAGCCGGCGGUGCUCCGCGGAGCCCGGGUUUUCCUUCGGCAGAAGAGCUCGGCCUCCCUCAGCAAUGGCGGGGCAGUACAUACCCAAGAGGGUGGCAUAAAGGAGUCGGUCUCCUGGGCCACUCAGAGGACCCAGGAGGUGCCCUGCGAGGUGACGACGCCCCUGGAGCGUGGCCACUCCGCGGAGAUCCCGGUAGUGCAGACAGGAAAACCGGCUGUGGAUGUCCAGAUGCAGAGCAUGCCCCUGAGAGGCCCUGACGGGGAGCCCCAACCCGGGCUGGAGAGCCAGGGCCGAGCGGCCUCCAUGCCCCGCCUGGCAGCAGAGACUCAGCCGGCCCCAGACGCCAGCCCCAUGAAGCGCUCCAUCUCCACUCUGGCGCCCCAGCGCCCCCCCGUGGCUCGUCUCUGCAACGCCGCCCUGGACCGCGCUCCGGCCAGCCAGGCCGCCCCCCACCAUCACCACCGCUGCCAUCGCCGCCGGGACAGGAAGCCGAGGUCCCUGGAGAAGGGGCCCAGCCCGUCCGCAGACACAGAUGGCGCACCCAACAGCGCCGCGGGGCCAGGGCCGCCCCCGGGGGACGGGCCAGCAGGCUGCCGGCGGGAGCGCAGGCAGGAGCGGGGCCGGUCCCAGGAGCGAAGGCAGCCCUCCGCCUCCUCCGAGAAGCAGCGCUUCUACUCCUGCGACCGCUUUGGGGGCCGUGAGCCGCCACAGCCCCAGCCCUCCCUCAGCAGUCACCCCGCGUCGCCAACCGCUGGGCAGGAGCCAGGACCCCCGAGACAGGGCAGUGCUUCAGCGAACGGGAGCCCCCUGCUGCCAACAUCUGGUGCUAGCACCCCUGGCCGCGGCGGGCGGAGGCAGCUGCCCCAGACCCCGCUGACCCCCCGUCCCAGCAUCGCCUAUAAGACGGCCAACUCCUCGCCCGUCCACUUUGCUGGGGCUCAGACCAGCCUCCCUGCCUUCUCCCCCGGCCGGCUUAGCCGUGGCCUUUCAGAACACAACGCCCUGCUCCAGAGAGACCCCCUCAGCCAGCCCCUGGCCGCCAGCUCUCGGAUCGGCUCCGACCCGUACCUGGGGCGGCGUCUGGACAGCGAGGCUGCUGCCCGCACCCAACCUGAGGACACGCUCACCUUCGAGGAGGCCGUGGCCACCAACUCGGGCCGCUCGUCCCGGACUUCCUACGUGUCCUCCCUGACCUCCCAGUCGCACCCCCUCCGCCGGGUGCCCAACGGCUACCACUGCACUCUGGGGCUCAGCUCUGGCGGGGGCGGCCGGGGGCGGCGCAGCUACCACCACCCCGACCAAGACCACUGGUGCUAGCCGCACCGCGACCGGCGGGCGCGUCCCAGGUGAUGAGUUUUAUCAUCCGCGCUGGGCUCCGGGGGCGCUCGGGCGCUGAGGCAGGGGCCGCAGCCCCGGGAGGACCGCCUCGCCCCUGCGUCUCCUCCCUCGCGCUGGGUGGAGCGGUUUGUAGAGGGAUGUGGCUCCCCCUCUCCCCCUCCCGCGCUGCCUCCUUGGGUCUCACAGCUCAGAGCCUACACAGGACGCGGCUGUGUGUGCUGAGCGGCACUGGGUGGAGGACCCAGCAUCCGAGGUGUGUGCUGGGAACGUUUUGCAGGAGGUCUGAAUCUUGUGCGGAUCAUCCUUCAUGCAAACGUGUGGUGCAGAGGGGCGGGCGAGACCUCAGGACAGAGUCGGUGGUAAACCGAGCAGGUCUCGUCAGUCCCCGCACACCAACAGUCCGGUGGCGCCCUUCGUACCUAAAAUGGCAAAUAGGCACUAGAAACACACGCCGAUGCUCUGUCCUCUCCCAGACACAGUCAGCCCUGACAGGGACCAAAUCUGGACAACGUUCUUGCUGUUGGUUUUGAUUUUUAGUCACGACACCCUUCACUCGUUUGUUGACUCUAUAUACUUGAUCAGAAAAUAAAAAUAAAAAACCAGAAUAAUGGGGAAGGGAAUGUUAACAUGACUGUAAAACAUGAAACCUAUAGGAGGACCUCAGCCUCUCAGGAUGUGUGUUCUCGGCUUGCUGGAGGACAUGCUCUGUGUCCAGUCCAGGCGGCCGACCAGACCACCCUGGCUCCCGCGGCUCUCGACCAAGUGCCUGACCUCCUAGCCCCUCGCGCAGGCUCCCGGGGGCGGGACGGGAGGCCUGUGUGGACUGCGAGUGGGCUUUGUGGAAACUGUUGCAAACAGCAACUGAGUAGAAAGCGGAUGUAAUGGAGAACGUGCAGAAAACAUCCAGUAGGUCCGUCGUAGUUGGAAUGAAGUGGCCGUUUGCCCUUUUUCCUCGAACCAGUAGAGGCUGCAGGGCAUGUGUAGCAUGGCCCGCGCGGGCCGGUCAGUCUUUCUACACCCGAUUCUCAGGGACGGGGUGCCUGACAGGCAGGGCGCAAUCUCUGUAGUUGUGCAAAUUUCUUUUCACAGAAGACUCAUCGGGGAGAGGCUGGUGGGAAGCGGGGGAGAUUGGAUGGGGUGGGGGCAGGAGGAGUGCCCGCGUCUGAGCAGAUGAGGGCAGCUGGGAACCAAACGGAAAUGAGGCCGGAGCUCGGAGGAAGGAGCAGCUCAGCUGCAGCUGCUGAGCUGGGCGUCUGAGCCCACACUCUUUCUGGCACAAGAGGUGGGAAAGCAGGCAGCCAAACGAAGCCCCGCUUCAGGGCCACAUUCAAAAAAGGCCACUGUUAGGACGUGGUGCAUAAAGCACUGGAGAGCCUCUGUUUUGUGAACAAAAGGAGCAUUUAGAUGAGUAGAUUCGGGUGUGUCCUCCGCAGUUUGAAAUGUGAGAUGAUCUCUUUGCUGGACCAUUUGAGUGUUCCCAUUGGCUUUUACCCCAUGAUUCUCCUAAAGAGACUUGGAGUGUGAUGUGUGUGUGUGCGUGUCUGUGUGUCCCCGUGAGUGGAUGCCGUUAACCCAUAGGGCUAUGCAACAAAAGACACACGUUUAAUAUUAGAAAUAAAACACACAAGACCGCCACCUGUUCUAGGGUUUGAGCAUGAUUGUGACCAAACCAUUUUAUAGAAUUUCCUUACUUGAAGGCACAACACUCUGAAACUUUAAAAUAACAGAGUAUUUUACUCAAGUAGGAUAUAAUUAAAAUCGGAAUCUCGGGCUGUGCAUGUCAUCCCUGGCUCCUGCUGCAGAGCAGAAGCUUGUGUAUUUUGGUAGAUGUUUUGUCUCUGGUCCCCCUGCCCACAUUAUUUUGAGUGUAUUCAUUCUGUGCAGAACCACAGCUGC